UGCCAGCAAGAUCUGACACUGAUUAUUUGGUUACCGCUUGGUCUGUUCUCUCAAUACUUAUUGUAGAAAUAAAAUAAAUAAUAUUUUACACAUUUGUAUGACCCGUUGAGGUAGGAUUCAGUGUGGGUCCUAGUUCAGACUUCAUGCACUUUAGCCCAUGAGUGGUUCCGAUAGUGGUGAGGAGGGGGAACRGCUAGUCAGUCACUUGASGAUAACCCRGAGAACUGCACGCAGCCUACCGUUAACCUUCAUUAGCUUAGGCACAGGGGAGGAACGGAGGCAACGUAGGGAAGCCAGAGAACGGCAGGCAGCGAGGAGGGCAGCAGACGCAGCUGCUAGUGCGGCAUUUGCACAGGAGAUAGCACAAGCUAGAGACCGUGCAGCCGUAGAGGUCGCAAUGUCUGCCCCAGCUGCUGCUGGAGGUCAGGCCACCUCGUCAGGGCAACCCCAGGGUAGUCCUCAGAGUUUUGUUAGCCCGUCUGUGGGACAGCAGAUCGUCCCGCAACAACCACUUUCACCAGAGGAUCUUGAGAUCCGAGAAGCGGACGCUCUUCCCACGAGGUUAGAGAAUGAAUUGAGAGAUGCAGCGGAGAGAAGACAAAGAGCUAGAGAUAGAAAGACCAGACUAGAGACUAGAGCUAGGGAGUUAAGUGAGCUAGAGGGAUUGGAUGAAGCACAGUGGGAUCCUACCUUGAAGUCGUUGCGUUGCUCGCUGCUGUACGUAGCAGAAGCGCAACAAUCUCAACAGGAUGUGUUGCAAGAUCUGAUGGCAGGCCAGCAGCAGAUACUGGAUGCCUUGGGGGGUCUUCGUAUGAGGCCUCAGCAACCCCGACCCUUUGUUUCUCCACCUCGAGGUGCAGGACCAUCGGUGUCGCUGCCACCCGCGGGGCAGUUCUUUUCUCCAAUGUUUGGCAUACCCUCCACAGGCGGUGUACCAGUAGUUAGUGGUCAGGCUCCUAGAGUUUCUUCUGUACCAUCGACGACAGUGGUGACUGCAGUACCACUGUCCGGACCGCAGCAAAUGCAAUGGAUCCCAAAGAUUCCCAUGUUGCGUCCCAAGCCUUUCUCAGGCGACAAGAAGAAGGAGGAGGACAUCGACGUGUGGGUGAGGACGGUGCCUACAUAUGUCCGGCACAAGCUCACAAGGAAGGAAGAGGAAGUCAUUGUUGCUGCAUCCUUUUUAGAGGGAUCAGCAGCAAAGUGGUUAGGAGGAUUAGUACAGCAAGCAGGCUACAAUCAGGACUUCGAUGGCUGGGCUCAGUCUCUGUCAUUGGAAGAAUUCGUGCGGACUGUACACAACAGGUGGCGAGACCCGCAAGGGGCUCAGAAGGCCACAUACGCGAUCAACAACCUGACAACUAAACGCUACAGGAAUGUUCGCGAAGUUACAGACCUCGUGGAGAAACUGAUUGUGAUACCUGGCGUGCAGAAUAAUCCCCAGGUACUCCUCACAGACUAUCUGAGAUGUCUGCCUACAGACGUCCAGAACAAACUGGUGGACGAGGCCUACAUAGACCAACAUGACUUUGCCUCUUUCAGCAAGAAGGCCUUAGACUUAGAGGCUAAAUUGGGAUCUGCUCAGCAAACGCCAACAAAUGGUAGGAAAAAGAAACUUCCCCAGGAUUGGAAGAAGAAAGGUCAACUCAUGUUUGUUGACCAUGACGGUCAAGCAACUGAGAUUGAUGACUUCCCAGAUCUUGGGGAGGACACAGAGCACGAUGGGGUUAGUGAGACUUCGGAUGGGGGAGUCGUAGCCCCGAUCAAGGAAAAGACUAAGGGGACCGGGAAGAAGAAGGUAGGCCGGUCCACGGGUCAAGGCGACCAAGGGACCCCUGCAUGGGUCAAACUYGGUUUAGAUUAUGAGGUGUGGARGGACCGAGUGGCACGAGGCACGUGUAUGAACUGUGGCAAYUUUGGCCACACUAAUAGAACGUGUAGAGGCAAGAAGGUUACUGCGAAGGUGGCCAACCCAACUGUGGUGGGCUUGUCUUCGAACCUUGGGAGUACGUCUGCGAGUAGCUCUCAGGGAAACACCUCAGGCCAGUAGGAGUUUUAGCCGCUCUUACUYGCGCCGAAGUGGGUACGGUCUGUACGAGUUUGUAGUGAUGCCUUUUGGUCUAUGCAAUGCCCCUGGUACAUUCCAGCACGCGAUAAACCGGAUUUUCAUGA
Messenger RNA from Chara braunii, 2169 nucleotides. The record is from the annotation of a GenBank genome assembly. NCBI's taxonomy places the organism in Eukaryota, Viridiplantae, Streptophyta, Charophyceae, Charales, Characeae.